AUGUCUGAUUCGGCCAACGGUUUCGCGUCUCCGAGGGAGUUUCUCCCAGAACCGGAAAAUCCGGUAGUACAGUGGGAAGACUGGGUGGAGAACUUCCGGACGUAUCUGGAGGCUCGAGGAGGGACGGCGUCGUGGCCGGUGACUCGGCGGAUCGCAAUACUGAAGCAUUGUCUCGGAGCAGAAGGGCAAGCCCAGUACAGAGCGAUCGAACAUCUGGAGGCCACGGGAGAGGACGACUUCGAGAAGGCGAUCGACAGACUCAACCGAAGAUUCUCUUCGCAAAAGGGACUGGCGGCGGCCAGGACGGACUUCUUCAGUCGGGAGCAGCAUCAAGGGGAAUCGGUCCGAGACUACGCAGCAGCGCUCCGGAGACUCGCAAACAAAUGCAAGUUCCCCAUGACAGCGGACGACGCAAUCAUCUCCCAGAUCACCGCGAAGACGAACAACGCGAGCGUCCGGAAAGAAUUGCUAGCCUGCAAGGACAACGAGCACUUCGAGGAUGCAAUCACGGCCGCGGCACGGGCAGAAAUCAACGCAAGAGAAGCGGCAGAGUUCGGAAAUAUUGCAACCCGGAUGACUCCAGCCGAAGCGGUGGUCAAUAAGAUUAUGACCCGGUGGAACGGUGCGAAACCGGAAAAAGUAUCAGGAUAUCCGAGCGGACCGAACUCAAGCGGACGGCAGCAGCGGAAGCCGGUGGGGUCCCCGUGCAAGCGAUGCGGCAGCAAUUUCCACGAAACUGUUGGAUAUAACCCACUGUAG
Galendromus occidentalis (western predatory mite) is the source of this 759-nucleotide messenger RNA. RefSeq lists its product as uncharacterized. The transcript has a single exon. The record is from RefSeq and is a predicted model, not a curated record. NCBI's taxonomy places the organism in Eukaryota, Metazoa, Arthropoda, Arachnida, Mesostigmata, Phytoseiidae. Bases 1 to 759 code for a protein of 252 amino acids.